Molecule: messenger RNA, 11619 nt
Organism: Bactrocera tryoni
Lineage: Eukaryota; Metazoa; Arthropoda; Insecta; Diptera; Tephritidae
Source: RefSeq, a predicted model, not a curated record
GCAAAAUUAGAUUUUUAUUCAUUUUGAAGACGUUUACAAACAAAUAAAGAAACUGUGAAAACUAUUGAGUGAAGUGAAUAGAUAUUUGCGGCAAAAAAGUGUGAAAACCAUUUAAUUUGGCUAAAGUUGUGGUCUUAAAAAAUGGGCAACGGUUGUUCGAAAUGUUGUCAAUGCAACGAACACAAGCAAUAUCACGGCACACUUUCAUCGGCCUCGUCCGUUUAUAGAAGAAGGAGCCGUGGAGAAUUGCCAAUUGCGAAUUCCGACCGCUUGCGAAUAACACAGACCAGCACCGCUGUACAAUUGGCUGUGGAGCACGUGCAACGGGAGGACGCCGGUCAUUAUACAUUGAUAGCACGAACGAAAGGUAAUGAUGUAAUUCGCAAAGAUGUGGAGCUCAUUGUCGAGGACAGAUCGACGGGUGAGGAUCCACCCGUAUUUCUACGACGACUGGUUGAUCUGUCGGUGAAAGUGGGAACUCGCACUCGAUUGUUAGUCGAGAUACGUAGUUCCACUGAUGUUAAGCUCACUUGGUACCGAAAUGAUCGACGAAUAUGUGAAAACGAUCGAAUAAAUGAAGUAAACGAGGGCAACUUCCACUAUUUGGAAGUGAGUCCUGUUAUAUUGGAAGAUGGCGGACAGUGGAUGGUGUUAGCUGAAAACUCGGGUGGCCGCAAUUCAUGCAUUGCACAUCUGAAUGUACUUGUGCCCAAAGCUUACAAGGCACCCGAGUUCAUUGAGGAACUACGUGCUGUGCUCACCCAACAAGGCACGGUUUCGCUCGAAUGCAAGGUGAUUGGUGUACCCACACCGCAGUUGCGUUGGUUUAAGGAUUCCAAAGAAAUCAAGGCUGGUGAUGUAUUCGCGCUGACCGCCAAUCUGGAUGACCCCACUUCACUGGGCACAUAUACUUGCGAGGCUGUCAACUGUAUGGGCAAAUCAUAUUCCAGUUCGAAGGUGCAUGUAGUCGGACGUGGCAGUAGGGAGGGAUCGCUCAAACCAGCUGACAGCAUCCCCAACAAUACACCUCCGCCGAUAUUUACGAAUGAGUUGCGCGACAUGAGUGUUCGCAUCGGGGAGCCAAUAAUUCUGGGAUGCCAAGUUGUGGUGCCACCGUGGCCCAAAACAGUGGUAUGGUAUAACAAGAAUGGUCGUAUCGAGUCUGGCGAAAGAUACAAAUUAAUCGAAGACGGAUUAGGAGUCUAUAUGAUCGAAAUCAAACCCUCUGAGAGUUGUGACGAAGGUGAAUGGAAAUGUGUAGUCACAAGCUAUGAAGGUUGUAUGGGCAUUUCAACAUGUAACGUCACAAUGGACAUUCCGAAAAAUUAUCGGAAACCACGUUUCAUGGAGAGUUUGCGUGCUGUACUUACCGAAGAAGGCCUGGUUUCAUUCGAAUGCAAAGUAGUGGGCUUCGCCACGCCCAUACUCAAAUGGUUUAAGGAUGGUAGAGAACUGAAGCCCGGUGACGUUUAUCAACUAACUGGUACCAACUCGCUCGGUACUUACUGCUGUGUGGCUAAAAACUGUAUGGGUGAGAGCAGCAGUGUUGCUGUACUCACCGUUGAGGAUAUACAAAACCAACUUAACGACGAGGAACGGCUGCUGUUUGCAAACCAAAAUCAGCCACCGAAAUUUGUUGUUGGCCUGAAGAGCCAAGAAGCUAAGAUCAAUGAAAGUUUCCAGUUUACAGUAAAUGUUAAGGCUACACCAGAUCCAGUACUAUCAUGGUUCCGCGAUGAACUGCCGAUCGAGAAUAGCGAACGGUAUAAUCAUUAUCGUGGUGAACACGAAAAUUGGCACUUAGACAUAAGAUCUGUAGAAUUUGUCGAUCAAGCGGAAUGGAAGUGUGUUGCUGUGAAUGACUUUGGCACUAGUUUAACAUCUAGUUACUUAAAACUACAGAUACCGCGUCAUUACAAGAAACCACGUUUUCUGGAAUGCCUUAGAGCAGUGCUCACGGAGGAAGGCGCUGUCAAUUUGGAGUGCAAAGUAAUUGGAGUGCCACAGCCAGUGCUAAAGUGGUACAAGGAUGGUGUUGAGCUAAAACCUGGAGAUAUACAUCGUAUUAUAUCUGGACAAGACGGAACUUGUUGUUUAGGAACGUACACCUGUGAGGCAAGAAACUGUAUGGGCAUUGUGGCAAGUUCAGCGUCAUUGCUUGGCUUCGAGGAGGCCUAUAAAACUCAAAAGGAAGAGAAAGCUCAAGAAAACGAGUUGCAGCGUAACUUCUCUUUAUCCACUAUACAAGAAGAGCAUACGUCUCAACUGUAUGAAACUCCUGUUGGUGACAUAACAAUUGACUCAAAGGGUGAGGUAUCUUUUUCAUUUGAUGGUAAAGAGGUUUCGGUGUCUCUGUAUGAGACACCCGAUUUAACUGAAGAGGAAGCAUUAAAGAUUGUUGAAAUGUAUGCCGAUCAAAUCUCAGAGCAUGUUACCGAACACAAUGUAGUGGAAUUGCCACCGUUGCGUUUUGUCAAAGAGACUUCGCAGUCGGGUAAACUUCUAAUGGAGGCUGUGGUCAUUGAUAUUUCACCAGAAUACUUUUCCCAUGAGGAGGAUAUGCGCACCGAGGCAGGUUUGGAUGAUAUUUCCAUAACGGAGAUAACAGUGCAUGGAUCUUCCGGACAUGAGGAUGAAGUCGAUCGUGAGGCUGAAAAAUAUACCCAACGCAGUUUCGAGAAAAUGGAGGAAGAACUCUCUCUGACUGCACCCAUACGCAAACGUAAGAAAUCACGACCCACAGAAACCACAGAAGAAUUUUACAGUUUGUCCAAAGCAUCUGAUAGCCAAGCUGGCGAUGAAGACACUUCUGAUUUGCAAACGUUUGCUAGCGCCACACAAAUGUCAUCACGCGUCGAUUCCGCUAUGGGACCUGAUGCCGCGCAGGUCGAGGAAAAUAUACAACCACCAAAACGUAAAAAGGGCAAGAAACAAACUGACAGUGAUUCAUCAAAAACAAACGAAGAUGAUGCAAAAAUGCAAGACAUCUCCGGGGCAGUUGGCGAUGGUUUGAUCACUCUAAAACCAGUAAAAAUCAUUUCCAGUGCAGAGGAGAUUGAACAAAAUUUAAGUGCUCUUUUGCCACUGGCCAAACUUUUGAAAACAAUUGAGCAUCACUUGACCGUGGUUGAGAAUGAAGUCGUCGAGCAGGCGACCAUGAUGAUGACUCCAGCUUCUGCUGAGCAGAGUAUCGCUAUUAUUCGCAAUAUUGUUGAUCCAAUAAAACAAGUUCAAAGCAAAUUAAGAGUAUAUUCCGGAGAAACCGCACUUGAUGCGCUCUUUCAAACGAUGGAAGAGGAUAUACGAAAGCUGCAUAGAAGUCUUCAAGUAAUUGAGAAGUGCGUCGAAAUUGAUGAAACUGGUGUCACACUUAUACAACGCACCAGCGUCUGCAUCAUAGACAGCGUAGGCGAUCAGCUAAUUAAGGCUUUGCGGGAAGUGCAGAACAUAGCCAAGUGCUUCGAAUCAACUAGUUUACGUGCACAUAUUGAUUUAACGGCAGAUGACAUUAAACAGGGUCUCGAAAUAACACAAGGCACUAUUAAGUCACAAGCUCUACUACAAGAAGCGCAGGAAUUGAGUCUCUUUGCGACUAUUUCGGACGCGAAAUUGCCCAACGAGGCUGAUGCAUUGAAGCUCAUUUGUCUACCCGUUGUAAAUUUACAAGCCGCUUUAGAAAAAAUGGAGAAUGAGUUGAUGAGUCUUGAAAGAGAACGAGGAACAAAUUUACAGAAAGGUGCUGUAAAAGGUGUUGGAAAAUAUCGUAGAACCAAUCAAAAGGAACUACAAUCGGUAUUGGAGACAAUAGGCUUGGAGGUUAUACUAAGUCAGUCGUCUGACAAUGUGCAAGCUGGUAUGUUGACUGUUAGCACUGUGGAAUCAAUGGUACCGCCACUGCAGGAAAUACAAAAUGGGUUAGCACAGCUUACUCAGGAUGUGGAACGUGGUCAUUUCAAUGAAGAAGCAGCGCUCGACUCAGCGGACACUCAAAAGCUCCUUCAAACUAUUGCGCAGUCGGUACUGCACUUUGAGACGAAUAUCGAGAGACUUUCAGCACGUUUGUCCCCUAAUGUACAAAAGGGCUUGUUUAGUUUGAAGGAAGAAAUGUCUUCGUUAAUUGGCAAUGUACUCGACGAUAAUAUUACCAAAUACCAUGUGACGCUCUUAGAAAACUUGAAGCGUCCAAUUGACGAGCUUAAUUACUGCAUACGUCAAAUUGAAAGCAAAUCAAUUUCGGGCUCGUUAACUGACUUUAUUGAUCCUUUGCACAGUUUAAGUGAUCGUGUCAAUUUGGGUAAAGAGAUUAUGCAUAUGUCAGGGACGAAGCAGAAUGUUAAAAAUGUAGAUGUCCUGGAGAAAAUGCAGCAAUUAAUUAGAAAUGUGGAAAUUGAUAUUGAAGAACACGAGUUCAAAACGCUGCAACACGAAGUAGAGCUUGACGAGAAACUUGCAGCUGAGCAAGAAAAAUCGUUCAUCUACAUGCGUGAAGCAAUGGAAAUGAAAAUAGCUCAAGACGAAGCAGGACAAAACAUACAAGAGCUUCUACACACACUUACAGAGAUCGAAGCGACACCGGGCUUAGACACUCAAACCCAAAAGGUUUUAUCUCAAUUAGAUCAAAGCCUCACUGGCUUAGUGGCAGAUGUGGAGGUAUUGAAGGAGUCACAGAGCACAAGGGAAGAAAAUGAAGCUGCCACAAAAGUUCUGACUGAUAUUGCUAAACCGCUGCAGACGGUUGCUGAGGUAUUACGCAAUUCACUUACACCAGAGAAAGUACCAAAAAUCCAAUCGGUACCACAAAGUGAAAGUCUGAGCGCAGUUUUGCAAGAAAUAAAAGACGUCGUUGAGAAUAUACCAGACCUAAAUGAGCACCACAUUAAAUUAAAAGCACUGCCAAUUGUACAGUCCGUGAUUGAAAUGGUGCCUGUUCUUCAGUCUAUUACUAAUUUACCACGAGCAAUAACUGCAGUCACCCAAACAGCAGUCGGUGAGAAGAAGAAAGCAGAACCAGAUGUUGAUAAUAAUGCUGCAAAGAAACCUAAAUUAGACACAAAAACCGAAAUAGACAAAGAAAAAAUAACGGCUCCACCAAAAGUUGAACCAGUAGCAAAGAUUGAGGAUGAAGGCUCGACGCUAGAAGACAUAUCCGCUAUGAAAUCUGUCGCUGAAUCUUUGCCAGCAGACAGUCAGGACUCUGCUGCGGGAGAGGGAACCGAUCACCUUAAAGCGUUCGAGGCGAAUAAGACCAAAGUAAACACAUUAUUGUCUCAACUCAAAAAUAGCAUUGCAUCAGUAUUAGCGCACUGCGCCGAAGUAGACGUUGCCUCCUUGCAACUAGAAUCUGCGCAAAAGGUUAAAGCAUGUUUGUCAAAAUUAGAAGACGUCAAUGAAUGUAUUGCAGAUGUACAUCAACCCAUCAUUGUGGAAACUUUGCACACACACGCUGACAUUAGUAAUCGUAAAACUUUCGCCGAAGCUGUGUGCCAUUUGGAAACAUGUGUGGUGCAAGUCGAGGAGUGUCUUGCCCAACAUGAUUUGCAAGAGCUUAGUGAAAACUCUGUCUCUGAUUUGAAAACAUUGGCUCUACCCUUACAAGAUCUUAAAGAGUGUAUAAAAGUAUUUCAUAAUGAAGAAUUGGAGCAAGUGAUUAGUUUGCCAACAGCGAGCUUAUCGAUGACAAGUGCUCAGGUUUUACAAGACAUAUGUCCCUUUGUGCUUUCUAUAAAAGAGAGUAAUGCACUUGAGACUCUACAGUCAUUGGCUGCAGAUGAGUCUUUAGCACAGUUGCAACAGUUUAUACAACCCAUACAAGAAUUGGAAAAUGCAGUGCUUUCGACAAUUCAUCAAGUGCAUUUGUCUCAAAUAGAAGAUUUCCCAUCUGAGGUGAGUAUUGCAGUACUGGAGAAGUGCGCCAAGCCUAUUUUGGAUAUCAGGGAAGCCUUACUGCAUGUACAAGCUGAAACCCCACAAUCCCCAAUCGAAGAAUGUCCAGCAUUGGAUGUGGUUAGACAAAAAGCCGAUGCCAUAUAUAACCUCCUAGAAUACUGUGAACGUGCUAGUCUUAAUGCAUUGGAAAAUAUAACUGAUAUGUCCACACAGGCCGACGUCUCCGCAUUGAAGUCUUGUGCAGAGCUGAAGUCUGUUGAGAUCGGAUUGGAACAAGCAGCGAAAGUUGCAGAAGAAAGUGUAAAGUAUCUGGACGUCAAGGAAUGUAUUGCGGGUGGCAUCAAACAGAUCCAAGUUUGCUUGACUUCGACUGACACAAAUAAAGAGCCCGAAUUGCAAGAUAUUGGUGAAGUUAUGAAGGAACUUAAAAAUGAAUUGGAAAAUAUGCAAAAUGAGUUGUCCAAACCAACAACACAGCAAAAUACCGUUAAAGUCAAUCAAAGAGUGGCUAAAACUAUGUUUAAACUAAAGGAAUGCCUGGUGCAUACCUAUGAAACGGAUGUAGGAAAGUCUUUGGACGAGAUUGAAAAAACGUUCGAAGAUAUCUUACAAGCACUGCCGACUUUGGAAAUACAUCUGGCACAAGAGAUGUUUACAAAAAUUGAUACAUCUCUGUGCGCAUUUAAAACCACAUGCUUACGCCCAGAUGCUCCAACUGAUUUACAAAAGUUAGUGGACCCUAUUAAUAAUAUUUUGAAGACUGUAAAAUCAAUAAGUGAGUUGAAAUCUAUUGAUAUCGAGAAAUCCUCAUUGAUUGUGGCCCAUCUGCAAACGCAUUUAAUGUCAGCAUUUAGAGUGCUAAACGAAGUCGGUGACUCAUUAAGCGGGCAAGAGCGUGAAGCUGCUUUAAGGGCACAAGACGCUGUGCUUGCCACACAUGAAUUCAUAGUGGACGCCAGUGAACAACUUCGCACAAUUGAGCUCCUUCAGGAAAUCGACAGUUUGACGCCGAAUCUUAGUUCUAUUUACGACAGUAUUGCAUUAGCUAAAGAGCAGAAAAACAAACAAGAGCUACUUGAAGCACUCACUCAACGCGUUUCAUCAGGGAAAGCCUUUCUACAAAGCAUUGAGGAAGGCUUAAAUGCCAAUAAUCCACUCUAUUAUAAAUUAGCGGAGGACAAUGAAAUGGACAUACGCAGUGUAGAAGCAGCUCUUUUGCGUAUAGAAAACGAAAUUAUACCAAAGAUGGAGUUACAAAUUCCAACCCCGGAGGAUAGCGCGCUAGUCGACGUCCUCGGAGUGCAUCUGAAAUCUCUUCAAGACAGUUUCGCUAAACUCAAGACUUUACCUAUUGUUUCGCAGGAUAUUCAUGGCGAUGAUAAACAAAAGAUAUUAUCCGAAACGUCUCUUAUAUCGAAAACACUUUCUGAGGAAGAAAAGCUAUAUGCUGAAUUGCAGCAACGCGAAAGUUCAUUACCCGCGGAUGAGGAUGUUUCCACUUUGGAAGACGUUUCGGCAAUCGAGUCAUUACUUGGCUCUCCGUUGCGCUCUCACGAUGAGCAUAUUCCAUCAUCGUCAGCUGAUGUAGGUAAGGUCGAUGUCUUGUUGUCACAACUCAAAAGUAAUAUCGUCUCAGUGUUAAAAUAUGGCUCCGAGGUUCAGGUUGACUUCCAAGAACUGGAAUCUACAGAACAGGUUAAGGCAAGUUUAUUGAAAUUGGAAAAAAUUCAUGAAUGUUUUGCUGAUGUUGGUCACCCUUCUGUCAUUGAGCCACCUCUCCUAUCCUUCUCCGAAGCUAGUGAUUGCAAAACGUUUGCAGAUGCUGUGUGUAAUUUGGAAGCAUGUGUAGUGCAAGUCGAAGAAUGUAUUGCUCAGAGUUAUCUGCAAGAUUUGAGCGAAACUGAAAUAUCCGAUCUAAAAACUUUGGCGCAACCUCUGCACGAUGUUCGUGAAUGCAUUAAAAUUUUCCAAAAUGAGGAGCUAGAGCAAGUUUUAAGUUUGCCAACAAUAAGCAUGCCAUUAACCAGCGCUCAAGUCUUGCAGGAUAUUCAACCGUUUGUCUUAUCCAUCAAAGAGAGUCAUGCACUGGAGACACUGCAGUCUUUAGCAGAGGACGAGUCACUCGUACAACUUAAACAGUUUAUCCAGCCCAUACAAGAGUUGCAAAAUCUGUCAUUAUUCAAUGUGGAGCAGGUGCAAUUGUCUCAAGCGGAUAGCAUUUCUAAACAGGAAAACGUCGAAAUGUUGAAAAGAUUCGCAAAACCUGUUUUGGAUAUAAGAGAAGCUUUACUACAAAUUCAAGAGGAAACACCACUAUCAACGCUAGAAGAAUGCGUGCCUUUAAAAGUAGUGAGAGAAAAGAUCGACGUCGUAUACCAUCUUUUGCAAUAUUGUGAGCAGGUCGACAUGAGUGGAGUGGAGAACGUUGUGGAUAUGUCCACACAAGCUGACAUCUCCGCACUAAAGUCUUGCAUUGAGCCACAAUCUGCAGAAGCGAAACUUGAGCUGCCAGCUGUAGUUGCACAAGAAAACGUGAAGUUUCUCGAUGUUAAAGAAAGCAUUUCAAAUAGCAUUAAGCAACUCGAAGCUUGUGCAACUGAUAUGAAACAAGUCAAUGUUCCAGAACUGCGCGAAGUAUUCGCUGUGAUAAUGGAACUCGGAAAUGAACUAGAAAGCAUGCAAAACGAGCUCUCUACAGCAUCCGAGCAGCAACAUAUGGCGGAGAGUCAAGCAAAGGUCGCCAAAGUGAUGUUUAAAUUAAAAGACUGUCUUGUCCAUACCUAUGAAGCCGGAGUGGAACAAUCGCUAGAACAUAUUGAAACAGCUUUUGCCGAUUUGUUACAAACAAUGCCAAUCUUAGAAAUUCAACUGGCUCAAGAGAUGUGUACCAAAAUGGAGUCUGCCAUUUUGGAGUUUAGCUCAAUAUGUAACAAAUCAGAAAGUUUAGUAGAACUGCGUAAGCUAAUCGAGCCUCUCGAGCUGGUUUUAAAUAGCACCAAGGCUAUUAAUAAACUCCAGUUGAUAGAGGUCGAGAAGUCUACAAUGGUUGUGGCUAAUUUACAAUCACAUUUGAUGGCAGUCUUUAGAGCAGUUGAUCAGAUUAAUGAAAAAAUAGAGCUUGACGAAUGUAAAAGUAUUCUUAAACUGCAAAAUUCUGUUAUUUCUAUCACGGAAUUUAUCAGUACGAGCGAAAACACAUUGAGAGUAAUAGAACUCAUUCAGGAACUCGACUCUCUUAUGCCGCAACUAAACUCCGUAGUCAACGAAAUUAAUGCAGAAAAAAGCGAUAAAGGAAAGCAAGCCUUUUUAGAAGCACUUACUUUGAGCUUAACUUCGGGAAAGGCUUUUAUAGCAAGCGUUGACGUAGGAUUAAAAUCUAAAAAUCCUGUAUUCGUGAGACUGUCCGCAGAAAAUAGUUUGGACAUUCAAAAAGUGCGUGAUGCAUUAGUCCGCAUGGAAACUGAAAUUCUUCCAAAAAUGCAUUCCAAAAAUCCGUCAGCAGAAGAGGGUGCAUUGGUCGAUACCCUUCGACUUCACUUGAAAAACUUACAAGCUAAACUGGUUGUUAUAAAUAAUGAAACUGUUUCUUUACAAAGCGAGGUAAAGGAAUCUACAGAGGUUAUUGACGACGAGAUGAAAGAGGCCGUUAUUGAUGGUUUGGAAAGCAAGAAGUAUAAGCAACAAGAAGCAGUAAUCGCAGAACAGACUCAAACCGUAGUAAUAGAAGCUGAAGAGAAAAUUAUACCCAAACAAUCGACCCAAAGCUCUGAAUCGGCAGUUAUUAGUUCGGAGCAAGCACCACAAGAAACUGAAACUGCUACAGCAACUAUCACUAAGAAGAACGAACAAUUAGAUUCAGAGAAACCUUCUCUACCAACUGAACCAUACUUACAAAAAACUGAGGAACUCAUUGAUGUCACAAUUGAGCUCACAAGGAAUUUGAAUACACAACAGUUGAGCAAAGCUACAACAGAAGUUUUCAGGUCUGUUGAAAUAACUUUAAGUGAGAUGAAGAAUUUGAUACAAACACAUCCGUCAAGUGCAAUCGAAGACCACCUUUUCCUUCCACUAUUCAAGUUGAAAGAUUUGAUUGCGUUUGUUAAGAAAUCACCUAUAGAUGAUAUUACGAAGAGCAUGGAGAUGCGUCAAGUCAUACAGAAUUCCAAUAAAGUCUUGCUAGAAAUAUUAAACGGGCAUCAAGGACUCCGAAGCGCAAUGAUUUCUGACAUUACUGAGGCUACUCUACCAUAUAUCGGUAGUAUUAUAUCUUUCAUAGCACAAGUAUUUCCUAAUGACAAAGAGUUAUGUGCGACUUCUAGUGCGCUCCAGCGAAUUUCUUCUGAAGUUGCUGUUAUUAAGAAGCAAAAUGCACCAAAUAUGGAUACUGGCUCGCGAUCUUAUCAAAAUCUUAAAUCGGCUAUAUUCGAUUUCCGAAACUCAUUUGAAUCUGUAUUCACCAAAACACAAAAUCCACCACUAUUAGAACAAAGAGAAGGCUUAGAUCGUCUAUGCAAAGCUAUAGACGAAGGCCUCAUUACUGAUGCUGUAGAGAUUCUGCAGGAGCUUGAGAUGAAGAAAGAGUUGUUUGUUUUAUUGUUGGAAGGGUUAAAACACAUAUCUCAAGAAUCGGCCACUUGUACUCUUGCAGACUUAAGAAAAGAAGAUGAACCAAAGCGUGACGAAGAUUCUGUAGUACAAGAAAUUAAAAAUGUCCUAGCGGUUCUUGGCGAAAAUGAAAAAUGGAAAGACACCGAAGAUGAAAUUAAAGAGGCACUACAAAACCCAACUGAUGAACGUUUUUCAAAACUUAUAUUUAAAAUGAGGGAGCACAUUGUCCACACUUAUGAGGGCGGUCCGCUUUCGUCGAACGAAAUCGAAAAACAGUUAGAAGAGAUCAUUGAUAAAUUGCUUGCUAAUAAUCCUGAAGCCACGCGAAAAUUGACUGAAGAAUAUUAUGCAAACAUAAAAGAUAAUAAAAAACAUAUAUGUGAGAAUAUUACUAAAAUUGAGAAUCUCGAGUUACGAAAUAAAUUACAAACAGCGGAUUAUCUUCCGUCAAAACAAAAGGAAGCAGGGAGCCCUGUUUCAAAAAUCGAAGAUGUUGAAGUACAGGAGGUUUCCCCAGAUGAGAAUGAGAAAAUAAUGCAAGAGCCUUGUGCAGUCAAAUCACUUAAAUCUGAAAUCGUAGCAUUAGUUAUAGACUCUUCCGAAGCCUCUGAACUUGUGAGAUCCAUAGUUUUAGAGGCUGAAGCACCACAAACAGAGAUAGCUUCUAAAGAGCCUGAGGUGACCGAAUUGACUGGGACUGCAGAGUCUAUUAAACCAGAAGUAGAAGUGGAAACAAAUGCUCCUGCACUAAUUACUCCUGAAAAGCCUAUAUAUACAAUAGUGAAAGCUGAGGAGCCUCGGCAAGAGAUAGCUUCUAAGGAGUCUGAGGCGACUGAACUGACUGAAACUGCAAAAUCUAUUAAACAAAAAGCAGAAGUGGGUCCUGUACCACUAGCUCCAGAUGAACUUGCACUUACAGUUAUUGAAGCUGAGGCAUCUUCUAAGGAGCCUAAAGCGAUGGAACUGAAUGAACCCUCCGCAUCUGUUAAACUAGAAGAAGUAGUUGAACAAGCUCCACAAUCUGUCGAACCUGAAGCAGAAGUGGAAGCUAAGGCUCCUGCAUCACCAUUGCUUGCUCAGCUGUAUGCAAACAGGUGGCAGCAACACCGUCAGCUGUUGAAAUGA